GGAUGCGGGUUGAGCCCAACCCGUCAGUUUGUCAAGCUUUAUUAUAAACCCUAUAAUUUUCCCCCAAAACCGCUUGAACAACAAUUGGAUUUAAUUUCGUUUACCGAUUUUAAUUUUGUUUACCGAUCUAUCAGAAUUCUCUCGCUAAUGCCGCGGUACUACUGUGAUUAUUGCGACACUUACUUGACUCAUGAUUCUCCUUCAGUCAGGAAGCAGCAUAAUUCUGGCUACAAACAUAAGGCAAACAUAAGAUCUUAUUACCAAAAGUUUGAGGAACAACAAACUCAGAUUUUGAUCGAUCAGAAGAUCAAGGAGCAUCUUGGGCAGACAGUAGUAUAUCAACAGAUUGGUGCAGCUUAUAACCAACAUCUUGCUGCUUUUCCCGGAGCAAGGCCGCGCCUACCUGUCAUGCCGCCUCCUAUGUUUCCGGGACCUCCUCAGAUGGUUCCUGGUAUGAGGCCUCCAAUGCUGCCUAUACCAGUUCCUGGUGCUCCUGGUUAUGGUAAUUCUCCAAUGGUCCCAAUGCAGCCUCAGCCUGCUCCUUCGUUGCCUCCACAAUCCAGUGGGCUUCCACCUCCACCAAGUACGAGUGCCCCAUCACCAGUUGCUGGAGGAGGCCAACCCCCUAGCUCAAGCGGUGCGCCACCUAAUGCUACUCAAAUGUACAAUGUUAAUCCACCUGGAACUUCUGCUACUUCUGCACCUGCUGGUGGCUAUUCUUAUCCACAGUACUCUCAAACCGGUUAAUAGUUUACUAGCCAUGGCUAUAGUAUUGAAGAAAGUACAGAGAAUGUGCUGAGCGUAGAGGGCUGUAUUUCGAUUAACUAUCAUUGCACAUGCUUGGGCUUGUCUGUGAAAAGCUGCUUGUAGAAGUAUGAGAGAUGUGAAUUGGUGAGACGGACUUUUUGUAAUUCUUAAGAGAUUUUCUUUUCUUUAGGAAAUUUUCAUAGUGGAAAUCUACAUGCUAGUGCUGAAGUUCCAACAA
Messenger RNA from Salvia splendens (bonfire salvia), 985 nucleotides. Its product is annotated as U1 small nuclear ribonucleoprotein C. Gene Ontology annotation, biological process: mRNA splicing, via spliceosome; mRNA 5'-splice site recognition; spliceosomal snRNP assembly. The transcript is spliced from 6 exons. The record is from RefSeq and is a predicted model, not a curated record. Lineage: Eukaryota; Viridiplantae; Streptophyta; Magnoliopsida; Lamiales; Lamiaceae. Gene Ontology annotation, molecular function: pre-mRNA 5'-splice site binding; zinc ion binding. Gene Ontology annotation, cellular component: nucleus; U1 snRNP. The coding region runs from base 148 to 747 and encodes 199 amino acids.